Molecule: messenger RNA, 4485 nt
Organism: Saxophila tyrrhenica
Lineage: Eukaryota; Fungi; Ascomycota; Dothideomycetes; Mycosphaerellales; Extremaceae
Exons: 1
Coding region: 1-4485 (1494 amino acids)
Biological process (GO): DNA damage response; protein polyubiquitination
Cellular component (GO): nucleus
Molecular function (GO): ATP-dependent chromatin remodeler activity; ubiquitin protein ligase activity; ATP binding
Source: RefSeq, a predicted model, not a curated record
AUGGCGCCGCUCAACGAGCACUGCGUUACAACUGCGCUCUCGGCGACAGCUCUGUCCCAUGAUGAGUCAACAGUUCUUGUCGAAGCAGGUGGCUUCACUCCGAUGAAAUGGUUCCUGUCACAAGCCUUGAACCCGGCCUCUGCGACAGAAGACGUAUCUGAACCUCCUGCGAAGCGACGGAAACUAGGCGAGAGCAGGUCUGUACAGUGCGCGGUUCCCGAUCCCGCGCAACACAUCCCCAUCUCCAGAGUGGCGAUCGACCUGGACUUCCCAACUACCCUCAACGCCCGAUCAGUUGGGUCAGCGCAGAUCAGAGAGGACGUUUCCUUUAAAGGGGCAGAGUCUGUGAAAGUGGACGCUUCGUUUAUGGAUCGUUUUGACGCGCACAGGCUGCGACUGGCUCUACCACGAUUAAAUGGAGAAGUGCUGGUCGUGGACGUUACGGAGCUGCCAGACUAUGCUCGAGGUGCGCUGCGUCACGCUGCGCUGACUCGACUACGGGAAGCAGAGAUUGCUACCGGGCAUGACCCAACGUAUUGGAAGAGGUGCACUCUCACGGCAUCAUCCGGACAGCCGUUCACAGUGGUCCGCUUGGAGAUCAACUUCUACUGGAACUCAGGAGCAUCAGCCUUUUCAAGCGGAGUUCCUGGAGUGUACUCCGAACAGAAGCAAGAGUACAAAUUGUUGUUUGGGACCUUUCCUGACGUAGAGAAGGAGGAAGCAGGCCUCAAACAAGAUUGGAGUCCACGAGAUUUCUACGAAUGUGUCCACGUACCGCCAAAAGAUCAAGACACGACAUACGACUUCCAAUCGCUGCUGGACAGCGAUCUCUAUCCGUUCCAGAAGCGUGCAGUGCACUGGAUGCUUCGUAGAGAAGGGAUGAAGUACGAAUGUGAUGGACUGCAUGCUCUACAGGACUCAAAGCGUGCCAGGAAUGUUGACUUCUACCGGCCUAUACAAGACGUCGACGGUGGAACAUGCUUUGUGAAUCACCUGCAAGGCAUUAUCUGUCGCACACGACCGGAUCCGCGCAUGUCUGCCCUAUCGGGUGGAAUCCUGGCGGAGGAGAUGGGUCUGGGCAAGACCGUCGAGCUGAUGGCGCUCUUGUCCGUCCACAAGCGAGCAGAUCCACUUCCAGAGGCUUACUACGAUGGUGAUUCUGAGAUGGAAAUCGUACCCUCUCGGGCAACUCUGAUCAUCACGCCAAAUUCGAUUCUGCAACAGUGGAAGUCGGAGCUGACGAGGCAUGCUCCAGCGCUGAGAGUGUUCCACUACGAAGGAUUCUCUUCGAAGAAACCGAAAGCAGAGCAACAGAUCCUCAAAGAGAUGACAGUCAAUGACGUUGUGCUCGCGACCUACUCGACACUUACCCGUGAAUUGCAUUUCGCAGAAGACCCUCCUAAGCGCGACAUGCGCCAGGCACGAAAGUACAAGCGCAAAAGAAGUCCACUCGUACGACUCCAGUGGUGGCGCAUAUGUCUGGACGAGGCACAAAUGGUCGAAUCAGGUGUGAGUGCGGCAGCUCGGGUGGCUCGCCGUCUCCUAUCAGUACACAGGUGGGCAGUCUCUGGGACCCCACUAAGGAAGGACGUGCAAGAUCUUCAUGGUCUACUUAUCUUCCUUGGUCUUCAGCCUCUAGCUGACAAUACGAAACUGUGGAAACACCUUAUUCACAGCCAUGGACACCUCUUCAGGAAGGUGUUUAACACCAUCGCACUCAGGCAUUCGAAGAUCGAGGUCGGGGACGAUAUCCAGCUGCCGCAACAGAAACGAGUUGUUGUUACCAUCCCGUUUUCAGCAACAGAACAGGCCAAUUACAACGAUCUGUUCAAGAAGAUGUGCCAUGCGGUUGGCGUUGGAAGCGAUGGCUCGCCCAAUGAAGAGGACUGGGAUCCUACAGACCCUGCCGUGGUGGAGGAGAUGCGAAGCCAGCUCGUACAGCUCAGACAGGCCUGCUUGCAUCCGCAGGUCGGCGCGAAGAACCGCAAGGCUCUUGGUCGUGGACGUGGGCCUUUGCGAACAGUCGCGGAAGUGUUGGAAGUCAUGAUCGAGCAGAACGAAACCACUCUCCGUACGGAGGAGCGCGCCUUGUUGGCUACGCAACUGCUGCGAGGUCAUGUCGUUGGCAAUGCACAGGAGAACGACCGGCGAAGCGUGGAGGCAUUAGAGAUCUAUCGGCCCGCGAUGGAAAAGAGUGCUGAAUUGGUCAAGGAAUCUCGGGAGAAGCUCGCUGCGACGAAGGAACUUCGGCGGGACAAAGGCGAAGUCGUGACGGAGACUGACGAUGAAGAUUCAGCGGACGAAACUACUCCGGAAGUUGGCCGAUUGAAAAAUAGUCUCCGAACAGCGCUCCAGCUUGAACAUACCUGUACCUUCUUUGCCGCUACGGCGAUAUAUCAGCAGAAGACCAAUAUUGACAUCACGGAACCGGAGACCGAGCGCUACAAGAGUCUCGAAGACCAUGAGACUGCGCUUUACGAGCACGCGAAGCAGCUUCGAAAAGAGAUAUUGCAGGACAGCUCGCGGAAGUCUGAGGUCUUCAUGCAGAGAAUUGGCAUGGCCGUGGAGCAGAAGAAGUUUACUAAGAUGCCUAGGAUCAAGGAGUUAGAAAGUUUGGGCGGCAUCGAGAGCCGCAGAAUCACUGAGAAGAGUGAUGAGCUGUUCGAUAAGAUCCGCGAACAGGGGGCGCUGAUCGCUGACUGGCGCGCGAAGAUGGCAGAGUAUCUUCUGAAGCCGCUUGUGGACACGGACGAGGGCCUGGAAACCACUGGCGAUGAGUACGAAGAUUCUACAAAGUUGCAGGACGAGCUAUUCGUGUACUUUGAUGCAGUCAAAGCAAUCCUGGCGGAUCUCCAGACAUCGAUCACUGGCGAAAAGGCUCCUUUGAUCGAUCACGAGAUGCUGACUAUGGUGAGGGCCGCAAGAACUGCACUGGACAAGGACAUUGUUGAAGAAAUGAAGAACCAAGGGGUACAUGCACCUGAAUUGACUUUGGAGCUGCUUGGAACUCGCAAUAAACUCAGAGGUGGCAGCCGCGACGGUCUUUCGAUCAGAGGCCUGAUCCAAGAGGCUCGUGGGCUCGAGGCCUCACUGCAGGGCAACGAAAGUGGUAUACGGGCGGCAGAGCGCGCGAUACUUCGCCAACACAUCAAUGCUUUGCAAGCCACAUUCUCAUCUUACAACAAGGCUCUGACGGGAGUCCAGAGAGAAGUCGAUCUAUUCCGGCUAACUCAGAAUCAGCGACUUGACUUCUACAGGCAGCUGCAGGAACUCUCGGACGCUGUCCAACCGUAUAAAGAGGAGCUUGAUCCGACACUGGACAUGGUAGCUUUGCAAGAUGCGACGUCGCACGAGGAGAGUCAGACAGAGGCUUUGAAACAGCUGCGGUCGAAGCAUACCUUCCUGCUACAUCUCCGAGAGAAAGACAACGUCGAGGACCGUGAUGAGACGUGCGUGAUCUGCAACGACACCUUUCUGAGCGGAGUCCUGACAGUAUGUGGUCACAAGUACUGCAAGGAGUGCGCCCAGAAUUGGCUGGGGAUGCAUAAGAAAUGCGCCGUCUGUAGGCGAAAGAUGACUCCGGCCGACAUGCACAACAUCACCUAUAAGCCGCUGAAGCUGGCAGCGCGCGAGGAGAUCCAGUCUGGCAGCUCUUCGCCAUCGGACCAGGACAGCUCUCCCAAACAAAACUCGAUCUACUCUGGUGUGAGUUCACAGCUUCUACAGGAGAUCCAGUCCAUAGACCUACCAACAAGCUACGGCACGAAGAUCGACACACUGGGCCGCCACCUGCACUGGCUACGGGAGCAUGACCCUGGCGCGAAGAGCGUCGUGUUCAGCCAAUAUCGAGAGUUCCUUGACGUACUCGGCACCGCUCUCAGCGACUUCAGAAUUGGUUACGCUCGGCUUGGUCGCGGCAGCGCGGUGGAGAAGUUCAAGCAGGAUCCUACCAUCGACUGUCUUUUGCUCGACGCAAAGACGGACUCGUCUGGCAUGACGCUCGUCAACGCUACGCACGUCUUCAUCUGCGAACCUCUGAUUCAGACUGCCGUUGAAUUGCAAGCGAUUGCUCGAGUGCAUCGGAUUGGACAGACGCGGCCGACGACGGUCUGGAUGUAUCUCAUCAGUGACACCGUGGAGGAGGCCAUCUACGACAUCUCAGUCACCCGACGUCUGGCGCACGCCCAAGCUCGUCAGUCGAACAGAGCACAGAAGUCAAGAUCAGCUACUCCUGCACCGUUGCAAGAGAAUGCGAUUGAUGCUGCUAACUCGGAAGAGAUGCAGUCGGCUCCGCUGUCGAAGUUACUGGUCGCUGGUAAGGGCGGUGGUGAGCUCGUUGGGAAGGAAGAUCUUUGGCAGUGUUUGUUCGGAAAGGCGCAGAAGUCUGGCGUGAAGACAAGCGUCGAGGAGCACCCGAUAGUCUCCAGGCAUCUGCGGGCUGAGGCUGCUGAGCAGAGGAGGAGUGAUGCGAUGGAGCUGGAUUAG